GAUAUCUGUCAGGUGCUUGGAACAGUUCGUGGCAUACAGAAAUCUGACAUUUUAAAGAGUCUGCUCCCCACGAAGAGGAAACAUUCCAAAGGAACUCGGGGUGUCAAAGUUGAGGUCCUCACAGGCACCCCCAUGGAUGGCAUGACGAUCCGUCUGUCUGGGAGAAGGCCAUGAUUUCUUCUCAUCUCUCGUGUGGUUCUGUGUUCUCCAGUGACAAUUCUUCCACUUUUUUUGGUGCCAUGGGAAAAACCUGAAGGAUAGGCAGAACUGCUCCCCAACUUGUGACCCUCCCUGUGGUUGUAGUAGCUCUCAUAGGACAUGAGGAUUGGAGAUCACUCCCUUGUGCUGCCUUUCAGAGCUGAACCAAAGAAUGUGCUUUCUCUGUCUCUAGCGCUUCGGUGUCUGCUCAUUUCUUCAUUUCUGUAAGUUUUCGUUGCUCAUGCCUUCUAGUCAUCCUAUGUAAUCACAGGACGUCCUUAAAGUUUUCCGGCACGACCUGCGUGCACCCGGAUUCCUGGGGGGCUCCCCCAUGGCUCAGUAAGCCCGUGGUCCAAGGGCACUACCAUGAGGCACUGCAUUAAUUGUUGCAUACAGUUGUUACCCGACGACACACACACACAGCAGGCCGGCUGCCAAGGGGCUGCCCAUCACGGUCCCCGGGCGUGCCCCACGUGCAAAGGAGAGAACAAAAUUCUGUUUCGCGUGGACGGUAAGCAGAUGAACUUGCUUGCCGUUCUCGAAGUGAGGCCUGAAGGGAACGAGAACUGGGGUGGGUUUUUGCGCUUUAAGAAGGGCAAGCGAUGCAGCCUUGUUUUUGGACUGAUAAUCAUGACCUUGGUGAUGGCUUCUUACAUCCUUUCUGGGGCCCACCAAGAGCUUCUGAUCUCAUCGCCUUUCCAUUACGGAGGCUUCCCCAGCAACCCCAGCUUGAUGGACAGCGAAAACCCAAGCGACUCGAAAGAACAUCACCCCCCGCCAGUAAAUAACAUCUCGUACGUGAAGGACUAUCCAAGCAUUAAGUUAAUUAUCAGCAGCAUCGCAGCCAGGAUUGAGUUCACGACCAGACAACUCCCAGACUUAAAGGACCUCAAGAAGCAGGAAGUGCAUAUGUUCUCAGUAAUCCCCAGUAAGUUCCUUGCCAGUAGCAAGAGCCCCUGCUGGUACGAGGAGUUCUCAGGGCGGAACACCACCGACCCCUACCUGACCAACUCCUACGUGCUGUACUCCAAGCGGUUCCGCUCCACCUUCGACGCCCUCCGCAAGGCCUUCUGGGGCCACCUGUCCCACGCCAAUGGGAAGCAUUUCCGCCUGCGCUGCCUCCCCCAUUUCUACAUCAUCGGGCAGCCCAAGUGCGGGACCACCGACCUCUAUGACCGCCUGCGGCUGCACCCAGAGGUGAAGUUCUCCGCCAUCAAGGAGCCUCACUGGUGGACCCGGAAGCGGUUUGGAAUCGUCCGCCUGAGAGAUGGACUGCGAGACCGCUACCCCGUGGAAGAUUAUCUGGACCUUUUUGACUUGGCCGCACACCAAAUCCAUCAAGCACUGCAGGCCAGCGCUGCUAAGGAACAGAGCAAUGUGAAUAAAAUCAUCAUCGGUGAGGCCAGUGCCUCCACGAUGUGGGAUAACAAUGCCUGGAUGUUUUUCUAUGACAACAGCACGGACGGCGAGCCACCAUUUCUGACCCAGGAUUUCAUCCACGCCUUCCAACCAAAUGCCAAGCUGAUUGUCAUGCUCAGGGACCCCGUGGAGAGGUUGUACUCAGACUAUCUCUACUUUGCAAGUUCGAAUAAAUCUGCAGACGACUUCCAUGAGAAAGUGACAGAAGCACUGCAGCUGUUUGAAAAUUGCAUGCUCGAUUAUUCACUGCGCGCCUGUGUCUACAACAACACGCUCAACAACGCCAUGCCUGUGAGGCUCCAGGUUGGGCUGUAUGCCGUGUACCUUCUGGACUGGCUCACCGUUUAUAGCAAGGAACAAUUUCUCAUUCUUCGCCUGGAAGAUCAUGCAUCCAACGUCAAGUACACCAUGCACAAGGUCUUCCAGUUUCUGAACCUAGGGCCCUUAAGUGAGAAGCAGGAGGCCCUGAUGACCAAGAGCCCCGCCUCCAACACGCGGCGUCCCGAGGACCGGAGCCUGGGGCCCAUGUGGCCGGUCACACAGAAGAUCCUGCGGGAUUUCUAUGGGCCUUUCAAUGCCAGGCUGGCACAGGUUCUCGAUGAUGAGGCGUUUGCGUGGAAGACGACGUGACAGCCGCGUCCCCCUGCACGUGCUGGGCCUGCCGAUGCUGUCGUUACCAGGACUUUAAGAAUCUCUCUUUAUGGGGAACCGCUUCACUCCUGGCGUGGAAAACCCCAGGACUCUUUCCCUCUCCAGGCACACGUUCAUGAUAACCCUGUCGGAAUUUCCUUUGUGAUGUUCCAUAGCUCAGUCAUUGACCCUCACGGGCCACCACCGCCCUCCGAGGCCAGCGGAGAGUCCACGUCCUCAAGAAUUCAGCUCUGCUCCGAGAGUCCUAGAGCUUUGGAAUGAGGCAGGCUGGUACCUGGGAGAGGAUGCUGGGGAAAGGCAUCCCAGGCCCUGCCCACAUCUACCUUCGGGAGGGCCUGAGUCUGGGAUCCAAUUAAGCACGCUAGAAGUCAUACCAUGGGGCUGGCAGCAGCUCACACUUCACAUUCACUACUUGUUUUUUGUAGAGACGGGGUCUCGCUCCAUUGCCCGGGCUGGAGUGCAGUGGCUCUUCGCAGGGGCAACCAUGUCACAUUCACUUGCGAAACUCUUCUUUUGUUGAGAUUGCUAACCUCACUGGGGCAGAGAAUCGCAGCUCUUUUGAGAAUGGAGGCUUAU
This is a messenger RNA of Carlito syrichta (Philippine tarsier), 2844 nucleotides long. It is a transcript of the gene CHST15, whose product is annotated as carbohydrate sulfotransferase 15. The transcript has 8 exons. Gene Ontology annotation, molecular function: N-acetylgalactosamine 4-sulfate 6-O-sulfotransferase activity. Gene Ontology annotation, biological process: hexose biosynthetic process. The record is from RefSeq and is a predicted model, not a curated record. NCBI's taxonomy places the organism in Eukaryota, Metazoa, Chordata, Mammalia, Primates, Tarsiidae. The coding region runs from base 565 to 2247 and encodes 560 amino acids.